CUUUCUUUUCCUUUCCUCUCUCCAUUAAUUUCCUCUUCCUUCCAUAUCCUUUGUUUCUUUUCAUUUUCCAAUUCCUUUUCCUUUCCUUCCCAUUCCUCUUUCCUAUUGCUAUUUCCUUUGCCCUUUUAUAUCCUCUUCCUUUCUUUCCCCCCUCUUUUCCUCUUCCUUUUCCCAAUUCAUUCCUCUUUCUUUCUUGUGGUUUUGCCGCUGGUUAUGUUCUGCUGAUAUGAAUAUCUACAAAGGCUCAGGUGUCUGAGGUACUGCCCUGUUACUCAGACUGCAGUCAGUAUGUGUGGGAAGUGAAGUCCCGCUCCAUGUGCAUCAUAAAACCAUCAAACAAUCUCACGAACACUUGGCCGACCCAACCAACAUGCGGAGAGGGUUUCCGGACCUGCAAAAUCCACUGCUUGAAAAAGGGAGGAGAAAACCAGGAAGAGGUUGUGGAUGACUCACUGUGUGCCCAGGAGGAACAGCCAAUCACAGCUGAGACCUGCCUACUGCCGUGCCCCGCCCACUGUGUGACAUCAGAGUGGAGCCAGUGGACCAAAUGUACCGUGGAUUGUAAUGAUGGUGAUUUGAGAUGGAGGAGUAGAACUGUUUUGAGGUGGCCAGAAGGAGACCAUACCUGCCCUGAUCUAAACCAGACUCAACCCUGUGUCAAUAUGACCUGUCUCAAAUACUCCUACGUUUACUCAGACUGGAGUAGCUGUCAACUCAGUGAAAACGCAGUAUGCGGCCGGGGGAUUAAGACUCGACUCCUGAACUGUGUCCGCAGCGAUGGAAAGCUUGUGGAACUGAGCAUGUGCAAAGAGUUGGGUCCUUCACGUGGAAAGCUCUCUGCCCCCUGUGAGGUGGGCUGCCCUGUUAAUUGCCUGAUUACAGAGUGGUCCACCUGGUCAGAAUGUUCACACACCUGUGGAAGCAAAAGUCAAAUGACACGGACCAGGGUCGUUCUGCAGCCUGCCAAUGAGGGAGGUCGUCCCUGUCCAUCUCAACUCUCCCAGACUCGCCCCUGUCCCAUUAGGCCUUGCUACAGCUGGAGACUGGGGGACUGGAGACCAUGCAGGGUUGAGGGGGCCGACUGUGGCGAGGGAGUAAGUCGGAGGGAAAUAUCCUGUGUGGUGCACUGGGGUUCUCUCUCAGGUCCUCCUCAGCCCGUUCUGGUGGAUGAUAAGAUGUGUGUAGGAAAUUCACAGAGCAAAGUCAGUGAGAUUGAGUUAUUGCAGCCCUGCACAAUCCCUUGUCCAGGAGAAUGUCACCUAACCAAGUGGUCCCCAUGGAGUUCAUGUCAGCUGCUGUGUUUGGAUGGGCGGAGUUUUGAGACAUGGGGACGACAGGCUCGUUCUAGAGCCGUUGUCGCGCAAGUCCCGGAGAACCAGGACUCCUGUCCCAGCCAGAUGUAUGAGACACGGCCAUGCCAAGGAGGAACGUGUCUUAGCUAUGAAUGGAUGACCGGUGAGUGGAGGCAUAACCGUAGGCUGGUGUGGUGUCAGCGCUCUGAUGGAGUCAACGUCACAGGAGGCUGCGUCGCUCAGAUUCAGCCAUCUGCGGUACGACAGUGCCACCCUCCCUGCACCAAACCCUUCUCCUUCUGCACACAGAAUGGAGUCUGUGGUUGUGAGAAGGGCUUCACAGAGGUCAUGACCUCUCAUGGGUUCCUUGACUACUGUACUAGAACCCCAGGGCUGGACCAUAAGAAGGCAGAUGUGAAAACCACUGCAGGCCGUCUUAGACCAGAGCACACUCGAAAUAAGAACCACGUCAAGGACUGGGCGCUGCAGCCUCUUGGACCAGAUGGCCGUGUCAAGUUGUGGGUAUAUGGGCUGAUGGCGGCUGGGUUUGUUGUGAUCCUUCUCCUAAUCAUGAUGUCCUUCCUACUGUGUAAGAACCCAGAGGACAGUCCCAGCAGCAGUCCGCAGAAAGCACUGGCUCUGGCAUAUGAUGGGGACAUGGAUAUGUGAGUCCACCAUGUGUAUGCAAUGCUAAAACAUGCUCAAAACAGACAUCUGGCAUCCUUCAGGCCACAUCAUGAACUUUUACAGCAGCACACAAGCUGAGUAUGACAAAGAGCCAGACCAGAGAUGGUGUUGACUGGAGAACUGAUCUUUAAACAGCACAAAAACUAAACAGGAGGCUAUUGGGAGAACAUGGAACUGCACUGAGGAAAAUGUCAUACAGCCGAAACAGGAUGUGACAUCAUGUCUACAGUACCAUAGCGUGAUUGUCUGUUAGUUCAUGAGGGUGCGAGGAUCUGUGCGUGCAGGUGUGUAUCUGUUAAUCAUAGAGUUUGUUUAAUGCCCAUUAUGAGGAAAUUGUUCUGUACAUGUUAAAGGAAUCGUUCACUCAUAAAGGAUUUUUUUUUUCACUCGCUCUCAUGUCGUCCCAAACCCGUAUUAAUGUCUAUCUUUUGUGAAACACAAAAAGAGGAUUUCUAAAGAAUAUCUUGGUCACUCUUUAACAUUAUCAGUCGUUUGAAAUUCUUUUAUGAUGCUUUUGCGUCUACUUUUUUCGAUGCUUGGAGGUUUGUUCCCAUUCAGUGCAUGAAAAAGAGCUACCAGAACAUUCUUAAAAACAUUUAAUUAAAAUUCCUUUACGUUCCGCAGAAGAAAGUCAGUCAAGUGAGUUUGAAACUACAUGAGACUGAGAAAAUGAUGACAGAAAUUUCAUUUUUGGGUGAACUAUCCCAUUAAUGAUCCCUAAAAAGGGAUGUUUUCUGAUGCACUACAUUAGUGCCAUCUUAAGUGCCAUAUUUAUUCAUUUAUUUAUGUUUUAAAACCUAUAUAGCCUUUAAAAAUUGCCUCCCUAUUUGAAUCCUUUAGGUGUUAAACAACAGUCUUUUGAUUUCACCCUGAUCAGCUUUGAAGCAUUUAAAAUUCUUUGUUACCCCUGAAAAGGUUGUGACAUGGUCUUUUGUAAUGUGUUUACUGUGAAUAUUUUCUAUCUGUGUCUUCUAGUGGUUUAUAAAUAAAUCUGAAUCUCAGAGAGGAGUCUUAUA
Ctenopharyngodon idella (grass carp) is the source of this 2995-nucleotide messenger RNA. Its product is annotated as thrombospondin type-1 domain-containing protein 7B-like. Gene Ontology annotation, biological process: actin cytoskeleton organization. The transcript has 14 exons. The coding region runs from base 315 to 1961 and encodes 548 amino acids. NCBI's taxonomy places the organism in Eukaryota, Metazoa, Chordata, Actinopteri, Cypriniformes, Xenocyprididae. The record is from RefSeq and is a predicted model, not a curated record. Gene Ontology annotation, cellular component: plasma membrane.